Messenger RNA from Xyrauchen texanus (razorback sucker), 3562 nucleotides. RefSeq names its product NACHT, LRR and PYD domains-containing protein 12-like. The record is from RefSeq and is a predicted model, not a curated record. Gene Ontology annotation, molecular function: protein binding. The transcript is spliced from 9 exons. NCBI's taxonomy places the organism in Eukaryota, Metazoa, Chordata, Actinopteri, Cypriniformes, Catostomidae. The coding region runs from base 696 to 2993 and encodes 765 amino acids.
UUUGUUCAGAGUUUGUCUUUCGACAUUUUCAAGUUGAUAUAUAACGGAAGAACUAGGUUUAGCGUAUAAUAUGAACGUUUACAAUAUCUUUAGAACAUGGAACUGCAGGAUUUUGAGCUUUUGAGCAGCUGUAUCUAGUAAAACGUUUGUGGUUUCGUCCAGUUGAAGUCAAUGGAGGAGAUCAGACUCCCCAGAUCCAGCUGUGCAUCUUCAUGAGGACUCAAUGAUUCAUGGAGGAGACACAAACAUUGAGAGAUGCAGAUUUUUCUCCAGGAUACAGCAAUGAACCUCACAUUUUUGAAAUCCACAAUAACCUUAAGUCAAACCUGAGGAAGAAGUUUCAGUGUUUAUGGGGGGGAACAGCAAAGCAGGAAAACCAAACACUCCUGAAUGAGAUCUACACAGAGCUCUACAUCACAGAGGUUGAGUUUGGAGAGAUUAGUAAUGAACAUGAGGUGAGACAGAUUGAAACAGCAUCCAGGAGAACAGCAACAGAGGACACACCAGUCAAAUGCAAUGACAUCUUUAAACCUUUACCUGAACAAGACAAAGACAUCAGAAAUGUGCUGACAAAGGGAGUCGCUGGCAUUGGAAAAACAGUCUCUGUGCAGUAGUUUAUUCUGGACUGGGCUGAAGGGAAAGAAAAUCAGGAUGUACGCCUCAUAUUUCCACUUCCUUUCAGAGAUCUUAAUUUGAUGAAGGACAAAAAACUCAGUCUUUCAGAUUUUCUUCAUGUCUUCUUCACAGAAACAAAACAAAUGGAAAUAUCCAGUGAUGAAUAUAAGGUUGUCUUCAUUUUUGAUGGUCUGGAUGAGUGUCGUCUGUCUUUAGAUUUUACGAGCAAUGUGAGGUUGUGUAAUGUAAGUGAAUUGGCCUCAGUGGAUGUGCUGCUGACAAACCUCAUCAAGGGGAAUCUGCUUCCAUCUGCUCUCAUCUGGAUCACGUCCAGACCAGCAGCAGCUGAUCUCAUCCCCUCUGAGUGUGUUGAUCGAGUGACAAAGGUACGAGGAUUCAGUGAGCCACAGAAGGAGGAAUACUUCCGGAAGAGAAUCAGUGAUCAGAGUCUGGCCAAUAGAAUCAUCACACACCUGAAGUCAUCAAGGAGCCUCAACAUCAUGUGUCAUAUUCCAGCAUUCUGCUGGAUUUCAGCCACUGUUCUAGAGAGAAAGAUGGGUGAAGCAGAAAGUGGAGAGAUCCCCAAGACUCUGACUCAAAUGUACACACACUUCCUGAUCAUUCCGACAAACAUCAAACAUGAGAAGAACUGUGAGAAGAACGUGACAGAUGAGGACAUGAUUGUCAAACUGGGGAAACUGUCUUUUCAGCAGCUUAUGAAAGGCAAUCUGAUCUUCUAUGAGGAAGACCUGAGAGAGUGUGGUAUUGAUGUGACAGAAGCAUCAGUGUACUCAGGAUUGUGCACUCAGAUCUUCAGAGAGGAGUUUGGGCUGUACCUGGGGAAAGUGUUCUGCUUUGUUCAUCUGAGCGUUCAGGAACAUCUUGCAGCUCUAUAUGUGCACCUCUCCUUUACAAACAACAACAUAAAUGUGUUUGACCACUUUACCAAACCAAGUCUGAUGGCUAAAGCUUUGAAUUUAAUAAGAAGAUAUUCAUCAAAACAGGUUUCAUUAUCUGAGCUGCAUCAGAGAGUUGUGGAUGAAGCUUUACAAAGUCAGAAUGGACAUCUGGACCUUUUCCUCUGUUUCCUUCUGGGUCUGUCAUUUAAGUCUAAUCAGACUCUUUCACAAGAUUUAAUGACACAGACAGGAAGCAGCUUCCACAACAAUGAGAAAACAGUUCAGUACAUCAAACAGAAGAUCAGGAACAAUCUCCCUCUAGAGAAAUCCAUCAAUCUGUUUCACUGUCUGAAUGAACUUGGUGAUCAUUCACUAAUGCAGGAGAUUCAACAUUAUCUGAAAUCUGGAAGAAUAAGAGAAACCAAACUUUCCUCAUCACAGUGGUCAGCUUUAGUUUUUGUGUUGUUGACCUCAGAGCAGAAGAUGGAUGUGUUUGAUCUGACAGAAUUUGUUGGAGUAGGAAAUAAAGCAGAUGAAGUUCUUCUGAAGCUGCUACCUGUGAUUAAAGAAUCCAGAUUUAUUCAAUUGAGGGAUUGUGCUGUCACAGAUGGAGGUUGUGCUGCUCUGGCUUCAGCUCUGAGAUCAAACCCCUCACAACUUAGACAACUGGAUUUGUCUGGAAAUAAACUAGGAGACUCAGGAGUGAAGCUGCUCUCUACUGGACUUGAGAAUCCUCACUGUAAACUGGAGAUGCUGUGGUUGAAGGAUUGUGGUGUCACAGAUGAAGGUUGUGCAGCUCUGGCUUCAGCUCUGAGAUCAAACCCCUCAUACCUGAGAAAACUGAAUCUGUCGUGGAAUAAACUAGGAGACUCUGGAGUGAAGCUACUCUCUGCUGGACUGGAGAAUCCUCACUGUAAAUUGGAGAUGCUGGGGUUGGUGAUUUGUGGUGUCACAGAUGAAGGUUGUGCUGAUCUGGCUUCAGCUCUGAGAUCAAACCCCUCACACCUGAGAGAACUCGAUCUGUAUAAGAAUAAAAUAGGAGACUCAGGAGUGAAGCUGCUCUCUGCUGUAUUAGAGAAUCCUCACUGUAAACUGGAGAUACUGUGGUUAGUGAUUUGUGGUGUCACAGAUGAAGGUUGUGCUGCUCUUGCUUCAGCUCUGAGAUCAAACUCUUCAAACCUGAGACAACUGAGUCUGUCUGGGAAUAAACUAGGAGACUCAGGAGUGAAGCUGCUCUCUGCUGGACUGGAGAAUCCUCACUGUAAACUGGAGAUAUUGUGGUUGUAUGAUUGUGGUGUCACAGAUGAAGGUUGUGCUGCUCUGGCUUCAGCCCUGAGAUCAAACCCCUCACACCUGAGAAAACUGAAUCUAUCUGGGAAUAAAAUUGGAGAGUCGGGAUUGAAGCUGCUCUCUGAUAUAAAGAAAGACCCUCAUUAUAAACUGGAGACUGUUUGGUAUGGCAGUUCAAUCUUCUCAUGAGCAGCUGAGCAUGAAUAAGAGCCACCACAGAGACUCACAGUCAGAUAAUCAACAAAGACUCUCUGUCAGCAGAAUCAACAGAGACUUAACACACAGUGACUUUUUUCAAGAAUAAGCUGGUUUUCUGCAUUAAUUGGUCAUAAAAUGCGAUCUCAUUUUGAUCAAAGUUACAAGUAUAGACAAACACAAUGUGCUUAAGCUAACACACAAACAAUUAUAAUCUUUUAUGUCUGUAUUGAGCACAUCCCAUAACAUUCAUGCAUGUAUUUCAAUAAUGACAUUAUGUGUUACACCUUGUUGAAUAGACAAAUUGAAAAUGAAGUAGAAAAAAAAACUAAAUAUAAAUGUGAAAUAAUAAUAACUCAUUACAAUUCACUUUCUUGAGUUUAUGUUUGAGUGGAGGGGAAAAAAGUCAUCAAAUAAUUGAAAAAGUUAACAGAACGCAAUGUGUUGAAGGACAGUUUUGUCUCCAUACACCUAAAGCAUAUGCUUUCAUUCAGAAACCAAUUUGAGGAAGAAACCAAUUUGACCAAGCAGGGUACUAAUCAUAAAAUGUGAAUAUGAAAUUC